AUGUCGCUCCCCGUCGAGCUCGUGCUCGCGAUCGCGCGCGAGGUUUGGCGCGUCGAAGACGAAUCCGCGCGCGCGCGAACGGGCGUCGAGCGCGAGUUCGACGCCGGAAUCAAGCCCGAGGCGCUCGAAGACUUGGCCACGCUCGUCGAGGCCUUCAUCGUCGAGGCGACGGCUCGGGCGUGCGCUUUAGCCGAUAUCGAGGGCUCGCGAUCGAUCGAGGGUGAACACAUCGAACGCGUGUUACCGCAGCUCAUGCUCGAUUUCGCGGGGUGA
Ostreococcus tauri is the source of this 273-nucleotide messenger RNA. Its product is annotated as Centromere protein X. The transcript has a single exon. Gene Ontology annotation, biological process: replication fork processing; DNA repair; kinetochore assembly. The record is from RefSeq and is a predicted model, not a curated record. Bases 1 to 273 code for a protein of 90 amino acids. Gene Ontology annotation, molecular function: protein heterodimerization activity. Gene Ontology annotation, cellular component: Fanconi anaemia nuclear complex; FANCM-MHF complex. Lineage: Eukaryota; Viridiplantae; Chlorophyta; Mamiellophyceae; Mamiellales; Bathycoccaceae.